Molecule: messenger RNA, 636 nt
Organism: Ceratitis capitata (Mediterranean fruit fly)
Lineage: Eukaryota; Metazoa; Arthropoda; Insecta; Diptera; Tephritidae
Gene: Cpr65Az
Product: endocuticle structural glycoprotein SgAbd-8
Exons: 3
Coding region: 1-636 (211 amino acids)
Cellular component (GO): chitin-based extracellular matrix
Molecular function (GO): structural constituent of chitin-based larval cuticle
Source: RefSeq, a predicted model, not a curated record
AUGCAAAGUGUGCGGUUUACAUUUGUGAUAUGUUGUCUUUUCGGCUACGCUUUGGCUGUACCACGCGGUUAUCCGAAAGGCGGACCACCAGCGCCACCACCUAGACCACCUGCGCCACCAAGUGGUGGAUACUCAUAUCCGCCGCCGAAUGGUGGCGGCUCGUUUGGUGGUGGUAAUGGCGGUGGUGGCGGUGCACCGGGUGCCGGCUCUGAUAUACCCAUAAUUAAACUGGAAUCCAAAGUCAACAUUGACGGUUCAUAUCAAUAUGAAUACGAAACCGGCAAUGGCAUCAAUGCUCAGGAGUCGGGUUAUGUGAAAAACGCCGAUGAUCCUUGUAAUGCCAUCUUAACGGCAGAAGGUUCUUUCUCAUACACCAGUCCGGAGGGGCAGUCAUUCCUUGUAACUUAUACCGCCGAUGAGAAUGGGUUUCAACCGCAAGGUGAUCAUUUGCCGACACCGCCACCAAUACCGCCCGAAAUACAAGAUGCAUUGGAUAAGAUUGCUGCCGGUGGCGGACAUCCUGGUGAUGGUGGUGACGGCGGUGGUGGUUGUCCUAACAAUGGUGGUGGCGGCUGUGAUAGCGGCUGCAAUGGCGGUGGUGGUGGAAAUGUACCAAAUAAUGGUUAUCUUUAUUAG